Musca vetustissima is the source of this 1275-nucleotide messenger RNA. Its product is annotated as RAB6A-GEF complex partner protein 2. The record is from RefSeq and is a predicted model, not a curated record. Gene Ontology annotation, biological process: retrograde transport, endosome to Golgi. The transcript is spliced from 3 exons. Lineage: Eukaryota; Metazoa; Arthropoda; Insecta; Diptera; Muscidae. Gene Ontology annotation, cellular component: Ric1-Rgp1 guanyl-nucleotide exchange factor complex; Golgi membrane. Bases 1 to 1275 code for a protein of 424 amino acids.
AUGAUUGAAAUCAAGGCAAAACUAGUUAGGGCCGACUCGCCCAUAUAUGCCACGGGUGAACAUGUAGAAUGUUUGAUAGAAUUCACAAAUAAAAUUCCUGGUGAUAUUGAUAAAAAUGUUGUGGAGAACCUAGCCUGGGCUUCGGUGCAAUUGCAUUGUUAUCGCAAGACUAAUAUUACCAUGGGACACAAGGACAAAAUGUUGGAGCUUAGUGAAAUGGUUGGUAAGACAGCUUUAGAUGCUGUUACACAGGCACCCGGUGAUAUUGUCAUUGCGACCAAGCCAAAAAUAUUGUUUUGUGAUUUGAAGCUGCAACCAAACGAAUCAAAAAUUUAUUUUUUUAAUGAACUCAUUCCAAGAGAUGGCCCGCCCACAUACAGAGGUCAUGACAUCAAGUAUUUCUAUAAACUGACUAUAGCCACGCAGAGAGUUAAAUGUAAAGUCCAAACGCUUACGGUCCCGCUGAGAGUAUUGCCAAUACCAUUAAUAGCUCGACCCGAUGAACUGCCAAUUACCGAAGAAACCAACGAUGAACUGGCCCCUACAAAUCCAUUUGUAGAAAAGAAAGAAAUUACCGAAUUGGAAGUAUCAUGGCAUCAUUUAAAAAAUGUAACAGCAAGGAGAGCUCCCAAAUUCUAUAGAAUAUCAAACAAACGAGGAUUUGUGGGUAGAUUUUGCCUUUUCAAACCCUCCUACAAAUUGGGUGAAGAUAUUGUGGGCAGUUUGGACUUUGCCAACUGCAAAGUACGUUGUGUACAAUUUUCAGUAAAACUGCAAUCGCAGGAAAUCCUUUUGAAUGUGACAGAAAAUAAAUAUUCCAACAACGAUUUUAAUGACAACUCCUCGGUUAACUCUUUGGAUUUGGCAAGUGUUGCUAGCGGUGUGGGUUCGGAGUAUAUGCAUAAAUCUUCCACCUCAGCCAGUUCUAAAGAUAACGAUGCAAAUUCAGAACCAACGGGAAAAGUAACAACCCAUGCUAUAAGUCAUCAGGUUAGCUAUGCAACAUUACAGACUCAAGUAGUUGUACCUAUUCCGCUGCAUAUAACUCCCUCGUUUCGUACCGACUGUGUUGAAGUUAAAUGGAGAUUACAUUUUGAAUUUGUCACCAGUACAAUGAUGGAUUUUGGGGUACCAAAUCCCGAGGUGGGUGAACUACAGGCUCCAGCAGAAAUACCAGUGGAGACAAUGGUUUGGAAUUUGCCUAUAACCAUAUAUCCAGCUAAUCCCUUGCAAAUAUAUGCUCCUUCACAAAUCCAUACGUUGCUUAUCAAGUAA